AAUAAUUUUUUUUGAAUUCCCGCGAUGAAAAUUCGCCUGCAACAAAACAUAAUUAUUAAAUGUAUAGUAUAUAUGUAUAUAUAAAUACAUAUAUAAAACAAGUAUCAAGGGAGAAUAUGAAGAAUCAGCUUGUGUGUCAAGAUGUCUACAUGUGAGUACAUGUGCUAGUAUUUAAUACUCAGACAAAUGUCAACUACCUCAAGCACAUCAACAACAGCCACAACCACGAGCUACUUGAAAAUGGCAAGGGAUCGAGUUAGACAUUCCAUCGUCAUCGUCGGCCACCACAUGACAACACACUACGAUUCAACCCUUGUAUGUUUACGCUUACAUUAUUAGUGAUUGUGAUUCGUAUUAAAUCUGAUCCCUGUCCCUGUCUUCGUCACCGUCUGGUUCAGUAAACUUUAGCCAACGUUCCCGCUGAAUAAAACAGAAAAUAUAACUGAGCCAGUGCCCAGGCUCAAGUCGCGGCAGUGGUCAGCGAAGAAGAUAAAAAAACCCGAGUUUGAAGGCUGCUGGUGACUUUUUAUCGUCAUCUUUUCGUGGCUGAGUUACCCUGGAUUGUAUGAUCGUGUCUUGUAGAAUAUAAAAUGACGAUGUACAUUUUACAAAGCUUUCAGUGCGUUCUAUGGCGCGAGCGCAAUAGAUUUAAAUAGCCUUUGAUAGUUUGGUCUGGUGAAAUUGCCAGUUGAAGAUCACAUUGACCAUUGUCUCGAUUGUCCACUUUGGUUCAUCAUUUGAAUUUACGAAUCAACCAGUCAGAAGAAUAAGACUUGUAAUAAUAAUAAUAACUAUAGCAAUAAUAAAGAAACAGCGCAGUCAUCAACGAGAUUGAAUUCAAUCAAGUUGAUUUCACUAACAUUGAAUUACCAUGAUGCCUGCUGCUCACAAACUCGAAGAGCAACCCAAGAUGAACCGCGAAAAAUUUAAAAAACUUUUAUUAAAACGUGUACCAAUAUUGUCCUGGUUACCCAAGUAUGACUCUGAGAAAGCCAUCAGCGACGCUAUUGCGGGAAUAACUGUUGGGCUUACGGUCAUGCCUCAAGGACUAGCGUAUGCUACACUAGCAGGACUUGAACCUCAGUAUGGAUUAUAUUCAGCGUUCAUGGGAGCAAUAGUUUAUGUGAUCUUUGGAUCCUGCAAAGACAUCACCAUAGGCCCGACGGCUCUGAUGGCUAUCAUGACUCACGAGUAUGUCCAAGGAAAGAGCGCAGACUUUGCGGUACUUCUGGCAUUUUUAGCUGGGUGUCUGCAACUCGUGAUGGCGUGUCUUCAUCUCGAUGUGCUGAUUGAUUUUAUAUCGAUACCGGUGACGGUUGGGUUCACAUCCGCUACCUCAGUAAUUAUUGUCGCGUCUCAGCUGAAAGGAAUUCUUGGAUUAAAAAUAACAUCUUCGGGAUUUAUUGAUACUCUUAGCAAAGUAAUUCAAAAUAUUGGUGAUACCAAUCCGUGGGAUGCUGGGAUGAGUUUCAUUUGUAUAUUUUUUCUUUUGCUACUGAGGAAAAUGAAAGACAUUAAAUGGUGCUCGAGGGUAGAAAAACCAACGAGAGAAAGGAAAAUUCUCGCUAAAAUAAUCUGGCUAGUAUCUACGGCGAGGAAUGCUAUUGUAGUUGUUAUUUGUUCAACAAUAGCUUAUAAAAUGAGUUCUUUAGAAUCUGGAUCGCCGUUUGUACUCACUGGGCCCGUUAAAUCAGGCCUGCCGUCCUUCAGUUUGCCGCCGUUUUCCACACGGAUGAAUGACCAAAAUUUAAAUUUUAUCGACAUGUGCACCGAACUGGGUCCAGCUAUUUUUCUCGUACCAAUAAUCGGUGUCCUUGGCAACGUCGCCAUCGCCAAAGCCUUUGCCAACGGGGCCAGUGUCGAUGCAACGCAAGAACUCCUGACUCUCGGGUUGUGCAACGUUCUGGGCUCAUGUGCUAGCGCAAUGCCGGUAACUGGUUCCUUCAGCAGGUCCGCUGUCAAUCAUGCCAGCGGCGUCAAGACUCCAAUGUCUGGACUCUAUACCGGUCUUUUGAUUAUUUUAGCUCUCAGCCUUCUUACUCCGUACUUUUAUUUUAUUCCCAAAGCAUCAUUGGCUGCUGUAAUUAUUUCUGCGGUGAUAUACAUGAUAGAAUAUGAAGUUGUAAAGCUGAUGUGGAAGUCAAGUAAAAAAGACUUGAUUCCGAUGUUCGCAACUUUCUUCCUGUGCCUUGUAAUCGGAGUUGAAUAUGGAAUUUUAGUUGGAGUAGGAAUAAAUCUUAUGUUUUUACUGUAUCCAUCAGCUCGUCCAACAAUUCAUGUAGAAAAAUGUGUCACGGAGUCAGGAACGGAUUAUCUGUUGGUGAUUCCCGGAAACAGUCUGUAUUUCCCUGCAGUGGACUUUAUCAAGCAGUUUGUUGAUCAUGCAGGAAUACGUGAAGGUUCGAGUCAACUUCCAGUUGUCGUCGAUUGCAGAUACGUGUUAGGAGCAGACUUUACUGCUGCCAAAGGAAUUGCCGCGUUAAUUGGGGAAUUUAAUACCCGUAAACAGGGUCUUUAUUUCUUCAAUCCCCGUUCGGAUGUCGUUGCUGUCCUUCGCGGAGCUUGCGGUGAAGAUUUCCAGCAUGUCUCAACUCAAGAAGAAUUAUCAUACUUGCUAUAUCGUAGCCAAGACAAAACGCCACGAGCUUUAUCCGGCACGAUAAGACGAGAGCUCUCAUGUGAAGCUUCCUCGAAUUCAAGUGUCGAAUUGAUUCACCGAGCGACCCACACGAAUUACCACGAGCUCAAUGAGGUGAGGGCGGCUUUGUUACCGACUUUGGCCACCGCCAGCUGAAAUCCCCUUCAGUACUUUAUUUUGAAUACUAAAACUUUUAUACGGCCAUUACCAAGUCUUGCUCUCACUGAGGAUCAUCAUUACCUUUAUAUUACACAGAGUAAUGGAACAUCAUCAACAUCAAUGACGACAUAAAUUCAUACCUGAUCAGUAUUUAAUUAAUAGGUCAACUAUAUACUGUAAAAACAAUUACUGUCAAUGCAUUCUGAUUGCAAAUCAACACUUUAUAUACGUAAAAUAUUUAAAUCAUGAUCUUAUCAUGAAUA
Microplitis demolitor is the source of this 3060-nucleotide messenger RNA. Its product is annotated as sodium-independent sulfate anion transporter. Gene Ontology annotation, biological process: transmembrane transport. Gene Ontology annotation, cellular component: membrane. Gene Ontology annotation, molecular function: sulfate transmembrane transporter activity. Bases 872 to 2794 code for a protein of 640 amino acids. Lineage: Eukaryota; Metazoa; Arthropoda; Insecta; Hymenoptera; Braconidae. The transcript has 8 exons. The record is from RefSeq and is a predicted model, not a curated record.